Molecule: messenger RNA, 441 nt
Organism: Juglans microcarpa x Juglans regia
Lineage: Eukaryota; Viridiplantae; Streptophyta; Magnoliopsida; Fagales; Juglandaceae
Exons: 1
Coding region: 1-441 (146 amino acids)
Source: RefSeq, a predicted model, not a curated record
AUGACUACCCGUGCCAAAAACAACAUUCACUGCCCUAAAAUUCGUUUGGAUGGCACCCUCCCAUGGCUUGACAAACCAUCUCUGUCCACCACAGUUGCGUCUCCUCUCAUACCCAAAGAGCCAACCUCCUAUUUGAAGGCUUCAAAAUUCCAAGAACGGAGAACAGCCAUGGUCCUUGAAUUUCAGGCUUUGUUGCAAAAUAAAAAGUGGGACUUGGUUCCUGCGUCUCCUUCCUACAAUGUACUUGGUGCUAAAUGGGUUCUUAAGUCGAAAUGCAGGGUGGAUGGUUCCCUUGAGUGCCGCAAGGCUCGUCUUGUGGCCAAGGGAUUCCAUCAACAGCCCAGUCUCGACUACAAAGAGAUAUUUAGCCCCGUUGUUAAACCAGUGACCAUUCGUUUGCUUCUGUCUCUUGCUGUGUCUUGCAGAUUGUCUUUGCACUAG